Molecule: messenger RNA, 890 nt
Organism: Alosa alosa (allis shad)
Lineage: Eukaryota; Metazoa; Chordata; Actinopteri; Clupeiformes; Clupeidae
Product: three-finger toxin 3FTx-1-like
Exons: 3
Coding region: 11-331 (106 amino acids)
Source: RefSeq, a predicted model, not a curated record
CCACGUCAAGAUGUCUCUGAAGAUCACCCUCAUCAUGCUCACCCUGGCCAGCAUGCUGUCCACUGCAGAUUUCCUGAAGUGUCACCUCUGUGGUGGGAGCCAGUGUAGUGAGAUCACCUGUCCUCCAGGAGCUGAUCGCUGUAUCAAGAUGGAAACCCCAGAGAAAGGUGUAUACGGUAAAACUUGUGCCACUCAACAAGUCUGCGAUGCCAAAACACCUGAGUUGAAAAAAUGGUGCUGCGAGGGGGACUUAUGUAACGGUGCCGGUACCAUCGGGAAGAGCCUCCUGCUUCUGCUGGUGCCAUUGGCCUCGGUCUUCGUGCUCUCCUGAGCUGUCAGCGUCUCCGUCCUCCAAUCCUCUUCACCACUGACCUCAGUGCAGCGCUGUACCACAAUUUCCCAUCUAUAACCAGGGUUUAUACAUUGAUUUUGCAACAUUUCUUCAGCUAUGAGGUUAAUACACGGGACGGGCUAUACAUGAGAAUUCAUUUCUUUUCUUCAUUCUUCUUUUGAUUGAUUGAUGAAUAAAGCAAGAUCUGAAGAAUCAAGAUUUUUGUUUAACUUGCAUAAAACACUGUCCUUCGGUCAUUCCGCUUUCUCUGUGCUUCUUCAAGCAGAACUGAAGGUGUGUCAUUCACUCUGUCGUUUCCUUCUUGCUCUCAUCUGUCCCUUCAGAAUGGGCUGGAGGAUGUCAACGGUUUUUGUACUAUAAUUUGUAAAUGUACUAUAUGUCAUGUCUGGUCAUAUCUAUUUAGCUUGUUUGAUGCAGAUAUUACUGAUGUCAUUUACAAUCACUUUUAUAUACAUUUUCAUAACGUGUCAAAUUUUUUCCAUUAUUAAUGCUUGCACGAGAUAUCCUAAAAUAUGAAAUUAAUAAAUAUUUGCUUCAA